Cyprinodon variegatus (sheepshead minnow) is the source of this 2306-nucleotide messenger RNA. RefSeq lists its product as uncharacterized. The record is from RefSeq and is a predicted model, not a curated record. The transcript is spliced from 16 exons. The coding region runs from base 262 to 2091 and encodes 609 amino acids. Lineage: Eukaryota; Metazoa; Chordata; Actinopteri; Cyprinodontiformes; Cyprinodontidae.
CUCAAUCUGGGAUGGUCUUUCACUACACCAAGAAGCUUGACAGGAUUAAAAGGGUCAUGUAUCGUCAUUCCUUGCAAGUUUACCUACAGUAAUUCCCAGCCAGGUGGCCUCCAAGUUUUAUGGUACUUGUACCAGAGUAAUGGAUAUCCAGCUGUAUUCAACCAAAAAGGAGGAAAUAUUUUGAACAGAUAUGAUGGGAAAACAAGUUUAACAGGCUCUGUGACAGACAGGAAUUGUAGCCUUAAAAUAGAAAGGCUGGAGAUGUACCACAAUCAGGAUCGACUUUACCCAUGGAUCGAUGAGCACCCAAUUACUUCCUACCAUUCACAGGGACACUCAUUUUUGGAUAAAAGCACUCAGAUUAUGGUUUCCGACCAUGCACAAGCUCCACAACUGAGCAUAAUUGAUCUCCCUAGGGUGGGGGAAAAAAGCAGAGUUGCCUGUAUAGUGCAGCAUACAUGUUUUGCUGCACCCCCUGUCCUGUCUCUGGAUGGGAUACCUGGGACAGACCACAUUUUCGACACCCCAGUGUCAGAUGGGAUUUGGGAAAGAAAAAUUGAAAGAACAUGGACUGUUCAGGAAGACAACAGCAGGGUGGAGUGCACUGUGAGAUAUGCUGGUGGACAGAGUGCCAAAAGCGAGCUUCAAAUACAUGUUGAAUGUCCUAAUGAAGAAAUCAAAAUGAAUGAAUCACCAGGAGAGUUGACAGAGGGUGUGGCAAAGAGCGUGAUUUGUUCUGUGUCCUACAAGUGCAAAAAAAAUAGACCGACAAUUGAAUGGAACUAUUCAGACAUGCAGAGUGUAGUAACAAACUACCAACAAGCUAGUUAUAACUACAUCACUGAGUCCAAUCUAACAUUUAUUGGAUCUUUAGAAGACAACGGAAAACGUUUGACCUGUACUGCACAGUUUGCCACUGGAGAAACCUCAUACUCCACAGAUCUCAGUGUAAAAAAAUACGAGGAACCAGUUGGAGAAGAACUGAAUGAAAAAGAUACUUUCCGUGUUCUGGCAGCUGACGUCCCUUUCAGAUUCAAGGCCCUGACUCGGUCCUGUGUAAUAAUCCCCUGCAGUUUCCAAGAUGAUGAAGAUCAACCCAUGACCCGAGGAAUCUGGUAUAAGAAAACUGGGGGCGUUGUGUACCAUAAUGCCCGCAGUGUGGUUCUGGACCACUUUAAGGAUCGAACCAAAAUUUUGGGAAACCUGAAUGAAGGCGACUGCUCCCUGGAGGUUGAUGAUAUAAAACCAUUUGACAAUGGGCCUUUCUGUUUCUAUGGAGAGAAAGGAAACAAUAAAUAUAGAUUUAACAACAGCUGUGUAUUCAUUGUCAUGAAAGCCUCCCCAGACAAACCAGAGAUGACCUCAAUUCCAGCUGAAUUAAAUGCUGGUUCCAUCGGAACUCUCUCCUGUUCAGUCAGCCAUGCAUGCUUUUCACACCCUCCAGAAUUUACAUGGAACGUUCCUAUCAUCAAUAAUAAGGUUUCAGACACUUUAUUGUCACGAGGUGUCUGGCAAAGGACAUCCACCAUCAACUUUGUAGUUCCUGGAGGAGAUGGAUUGAAAAACCUGACCUGUACCGCCACCUUCUGGGGUCAAAAGAAACAAGCCAGCACCACAGUCACAGUAAUUGUACAGGGAACUCUAAAGCACCAGAUGGAGAAAGCUGUUCCUGUGGUGAUUCCUGUCACCCUGUUAGUUCUGAUCCUCUUAGCUGUUGGGCUUGUCCUAUUUCGAUACUGGAAAAGAAGAAACAGGGAAGACCCUCUGAGACCCCCGCCCCGGCCAGAGAAAAGGAGGUCUCUUUGGGAAAGAUUUUCCAGGAGAUACCUUCAUGAAGAUAGAGAAAACCCCAUGGGGCAAGAAAAAAGACGGACAGAGGAAGAUCGAGUGGGGUGGCUAAAUCCAAGGACUUCAUUCUGGAAUAGGUUUUCAAGACGCCAAACAAACUCAGCUGACGUCAGUGUUGGUUAUUUAAGCAGCACCGAAAAGGUUGUCUGUAAAAAAGCACGUAUGCCGUCACCUAAAAAUAACCGAAGGCGACCUGCCCCUGCAACACCUGAGGAUGGGACCGUGUAUGGAAAUGUUUUUUAGAAAAAAGCAGAGCAUCAUCUUGGAGAAGACUUCAUUUCCUACUUCAGAUUCAUUAUCGUGUGUUAUUCUGCUUUUUAUUUUGAAGGCAAAUUCAAGCUUUUCAUUUAGAAGAUCAACAAUAAUCUGUCAUCUAUGUAGCCCCUGCCUUAACCAUAUUACAAAACUGUGUGUCAUUAAAAAUGUAUUUUAAUCAACAAUAAAUAUAACUGUAUAAA